AUGGCGUCCGAAGAACAAACUAUUGUUUUCAUGACUUAUUUCAUAUCUGUUUAUUUGGGUUAUUUCAUUGUAAUUAUUGGUGUGAUUGGAAAUAUAAUCAAUAUUCUUGUUUUUACUCAAUUAAAAUUAUUUCGCCGAAAUCAAUCGGCAUUUUAUCUUACGGUUGCAUCCAUUGUUGAUUCUUUUCAAUUAAUAUUUGCAAUGUCUACUCGUAUUACUGCAACUGUUAUAGGAUUUGAUUUAACACGAACAUCUCUUAUUUGGUGUAAACUUCGAGUAUAUCUCAUUCGGUCAACACGAAUUAUUUCCAUCAUAACUAUUUGUUUUGCAGCUAUUGAUCAAUAUUUAUCGACGAAUUCUCAUAUUCAAUUAAGACAAUUGAGUACAUUCAAAUUGGCUCAACGUCUUAUUAUUGGUCUUUUACCAAUCUUUAUUUCAUCAUUAUUUAGUUUACUUGCUUAUCAAAAUGUACGUCGUAUCAUUAGACGUCAAAUGUCAAUAGUUCGUCGACGUCUUGAUCGUCAAUUAACUGCAAUGAUUCUUUUACGUAAUAUUAUUAAUAUUCUUGUUUUUACUCAAUUAAAAUUAUUUCGACGAAAUCAAUCAGCAUUUUAUCUUAUAAUCGCAUCUAUUGUUGAUUCUUGUCAGUUAAUCUUAGGAAUUGAUUUAGUUUUUGAUGUAACACGAACAUCUCUUAUUUGGUGUAAACUUCAAGCAUAUUUUGCUCAAUUUAUACGAAUUAUUUCGACAAUCAUUAUUUGUUUUGCAGCUAUUGAUCAAUAUUUAUCAACGAAUUAUUAUAUUCAAUUAAGACCAUUGAGUACACUCAAAUUAGCUCAACAUCUUAUUGGAAUUCUUAUUAUAUUUUCAUUUCUAUACUGUAUUCCUUUUUUAGUAUUUCAUGAAAUUCAUCCUAAUACUGAUUGUACAACAUUUAAUCCAAUAUUUAAUUCUUUUUUCUCAUUUUUUCAUUACUCAAUCUUAGUUGGUACUUUACCAAUCUUUAUUUCAUCAUUAUUUAGUUUACUUGCUUAUCGAAAUGUACGUCGUAUCAUUAGACAUCAAAUGUCAAUACUUCGUCGACGUCUUGAUCGUCAAUUAACUGCAAUGAUUCUUUUACGUGUGACUUUGUUUGUUAUUGCAAGUUUACCACACACUAGUUAUGAAAUAUAUGAACUUAAUAAUCCAGUUGUUGAUGAUCAUUCAUAUAGUGCAGUACUUAGUGAAUUAAUCGAAAUCAUUUUCGUUACAAUCCUUAAAAUUAAUUAUUCGGGUAGUUUUUUUAUUUUUUUGAUAUCAUCAAGUCGAUUUCGUCGACAAGUUAAAUAUCUUUUUUAUAGAAAAGUCAAAUGCAAUUGUUUGCCAAUAAGAAUGAAUAGAAAUCAAGUUAUACCUGAAAAUCAAUUACAAAGUGUUGAAUAUAUUCGAUCAAGUACACCAAUAAAUUCAUAA
Molecule: messenger RNA, 1452 nt
Organism: Rotaria sp. Silwood1
Lineage: Eukaryota; Metazoa; Rotifera; Eurotatoria; Philodinida; Philodinidae
Source: the annotation of a GenBank genome assembly